CAUCAUCAAAUCUUGGUCCAUGGCGUUUCCUUUGGGCAUCGAUCUGCACGGGUGAAGCGUCGAAGCGCGUUCCUCAAAUCGGUGAAACGAACCCACGAUUCGCUCGAGCUGGGAUCCGCCGGAGGAGAGCCGUGGAAUCCCGUGUUCUGGAGCUAUGAUGGCUGGGGAGAUCGACGGACCGGAGCGGAAGGAGGUCGUGAUAGUUCUCCGGACGAUCGGCCCCGCUCGCCCAUCUCGCCUCCCCGUCCCUUCCCCCGUCAAAGUGCAUGAUCUAAGGAAACUGAUUGCUGAAAAGAGUCAUUUACCAAUUGGAGAUUUGAGGCUUAUUUUGCGAGGAAAAGUACUGGAUGACACAAAGGAUGGAGAUGAUAUGUGUGUGGAACUCAUAGACGGUGAUUCUUUGAUCGCUGCCGUGAAACCGAAGUCACCAGUUAAACGUUCUCAUGACGGAGUAGAUACUGAUGAUGAUGAAGAUGAUUUGAAGUUUCAUCUUCCUCAAUCAUCCAGUUGGUGGAAGAGGAAAAUGUUCAACCUUUUACAUGACAAGUUGAAGCUACCUGACAUUCUUUUGAUGGCAAUUUUUUCUUUAAGUCUGAAGACAUGGGUCUUAAUCAUCUUGUGGUUUAUCUUGGCACCUGUUGCUUAUAGAUGGGAUCUCGGACCUUUAUAUAUACUCGCCACUGGAUUUAUGAUUAUUCUUUUAAAUCUUGGGCAACGGCAAUCCGGUGACCUCAGCGCAUAUUCGAUCUUCAAUGAAGGUUUCAGAGAGCUUCCUGGGACUCUCAAUGCAGACCGUCUUGAUAGAGACAUAAGGACGGGGCAAAUCUGAGCCUGUCAUGCGGAGCUCCUCAACGCAAUCCUGCUCAAAUCUUGACUUGAAGAUUGCACGCCGUCGCAGCCCAGUUUUGUAAAGCUGUUGGAUUACAGCCAAGUGUGUCCUGACUCAUUUAUUGUGCAGAUAUAGUAAAUCGAGUGUGACAAGCCAUCAGUCAAAGCAAUGUCAUUUGCACUUUAAGACUUUGUCUUCUCUAAGAGCCAUUUGUCUACUUUUAGGCUUUUAGCGGGACUGUGACUGCUGUAAAUCGUGAAGGUUUGGAACGCGCAACAAAGCCUCGGGGUGGCGAGAGGAGAAGAACCUCUUGGUAUAUAUAGUGUGUUCAUAAACUUAAAAAAUUUCUUGUGGACA
Messenger RNA from Eucalyptus grandis, 1186 nucleotides. RefSeq lists its product as uncharacterized. The record is from RefSeq and is a predicted model, not a curated record. The transcript has 7 exons. The coding region runs from base 155 to 829 and encodes 224 amino acids. Gene Ontology annotation, molecular function: protein binding. NCBI's taxonomy places the organism in Eukaryota, Viridiplantae, Streptophyta, Magnoliopsida, Myrtales, Myrtaceae.